Molecule: messenger RNA, 4393 nt
Organism: Haliotis rufescens (red abalone)
Lineage: Eukaryota; Metazoa; Mollusca; Gastropoda; Lepetellida; Haliotidae
Product: mannan-binding lectin serine protease 1-like
Exons: 18
Coding region: 100-3306 (1068 amino acids)
Biological process (GO): proteolysis
Molecular function (GO): serine-type endopeptidase activity
Source: RefSeq, a predicted model, not a curated record
GCAGACCAUGUGCGGAUGUUGUGACCUAAGUGGUCCCACUCCAUACACCGGCCGUAGUCAGCCAUCGUCAUUCCCCGUGCGGGCGCAGUUGUAGCAACCAUGCGUCUCCUGUUGCUCUGGAUGCUCGUCGGAGUCGUCGUCGUCGUCGUCGUCGUUGUGUCAGCGCUGCCGGAAAAAAAUCAACAGCAGCAACUCCGGCUUUUCUGGCGGAAACUGCUUCACCGGCAACGGAGAGCCCGUAUCCGGUAUGAGUGCACCAACCAGACCAUUAGCCUGGACCAGCCUGCCGCCAUCGUGGAGGGCUACAACCGGACUCCCGACCACUACUUCGACAACUCCAACUGCAGAUGGAAGAUUACUGUGGGGAAAGGGGAGAACAUCCUCCUCGCUUCGCUGGACUUCCUGUUAGAGUACAGCCCUGACUGCCGUUUUGACUUUGUCGAAAUAUUUGACGGGGCACCUACAUCUUCGCACUCCAUUGGUAAAUUUUGUGGUCGUCGAGAUGUCCGUCUCAUCAGCAGUUCCAGAAAGUUAUACAUCUACUUCCGUUCGGAUGAAAGUGUUACGGCGCCCGGCUUUCGGUUUCAAAUACGCAAAGUUGAAGAGGCAUCCAGCCCCACGUGCAAUAGAACCAUGACAGCGAUUACGGGGACCAUUCGCUCCAUCAACUACCCAAAGCGUUACAAGGGCGACACCAUCUGCUUGUACAAAAUCAAGGCACCCGCAAAUAAACGGGUGAAGCUGGAGUUUGAUGACUUCAGUUUGGAGAAGAGGCCCUGUGAGUACGACUACCUCACUAUCUACGACGGACACAGCUCAGCAUCCAACGUGCUGGGCACCUACUGCGGGCGACGCGCGCCACGGUACAUCGUCUCCUCCACCAACAACCUGUUGCUCUACUUCCACACCGACGGCUACGUCAACGAGAAGGGGUUCAGCUUAAAUUAUUCAUUUGUUGCUGACACUGCCCAAGACGCUGAGGAGGUGUUUGGCGACACACCAGUCGAAUAUGACCCAGACUGCUCCGCCACGUUUACAGAGCUAAGACCACACUUGAGUAGUCCGAUGUUCAAUGAAGACCAUUAUCUCCAGAGGAAGAGGUGCCGAACCAUCAUCCGGGCACCCGAGGAUCAAAGGGUCAUCUUAAAUGUUCAGACGUUCGACCUUGAGGAGAGCCUUGACUGCAUAUAUGAUCACGUGAAUGUCACGUACCAAUCCAAGCAAGGUGGACUGAACACAGUCCGGAUGUGUGGGUACCAGAAUCGGAACUCGCGCUGCUUUGAGUCGUGGAGCAACGAGUUAAUCUUGGAUUUUUCCUCUGACCGGAUGUUCGGGGGGAACGGGUAUAACGCCACCUACCGGUUUGUUCCGGAUAACUACACCGGUGUCACCUGCAACAUGUUCUCCUGUGACGACGACUGUAACGGCUACUGCUACAGCAACGACCCCGGAGACUUUAAAUGCGCAUGUCCGAUAGGGAGAGUACCUAACAACUGUGCUUUAAACGUGAAAUGGGAGAAACCCCUGCACAAUAUAACAGUGUAUGAACGAUCGCAGGUUACCCUAGACUGUGCCAUCAACCACCCCUACACUAUCACAGUCUGGGACUUCAACGACACGCUGCUGCCAGAUGACACGAUGCAACAUGUCAGCGUCAGCGAGUCUACCAUCACCUUGAAGAACGCCCGAUUGAACGACACGGGCAGAUAUACAUGCGUUGUACAAGCUGGGGAAUGGCUGAGGUCACGGACAAUAUGGCUGACUGUCAAAGAGGAUGAAAACCUCUGUGGAUUUUCGUCUAGGAAGAUAAUAGACCCAAACAUUAACGCUGCUGAUAAGAAAAUUGCCGGGAAAAACUCCACAAAAGCACCACAUUUCAUCCCUUGGCAAGUCGUACUUUGGAACAUAUCUUCGGAGUCCGUCCAUUGCGGAGGCGUGUUGAUAUCAGACAGACAUGUCUUAACUGCAGCUCACUGCGUGAAGGGAACGGACACGGGUAAGCUCAACCUCACCACCAUCAGAGCACUGAUGGGAACCUUGUCUUGCAAAAGUGAGAACGGCGAGAAGAAAGAAAUUACACGGUUUGUCACACAUCCCAAAUAUAACCCGACAACCCUGGAGUACGACUUUGCUAUUCUGGAACUGAAACGACCGGUUCGAAUGCUCUCUGAGACUAUCUACCCGAUUUGUUUACCCACCAAAAAAACCUGGUGGGGCAUCACAAAUAGCCAGAAAGGCAUCGCAUCAGGUUGUGGCAAAGAUUCGGAUGGCGCUCUCCCAGACAGGCUGCGAAUGGUGGACAUUCCUCUGGUGCCCAGGCACAAGUGCACCGAGCAACAGGAGAGGGCCAAAAGAACCUUUUCAUCUGACAUGUUCUGUGCGGGCUAUGCCGGCGGUAACAUUGGCGACGCAUGUGAUGGGGACAGCGGCGGGCCCCUGGCUGCGAGAGUGGACAACCACUGGACGCUUCUUGGACUGGUAUCUUAUGGUCAGGGCUGUGCCGAGAAGGGAAACUACGGUUUCUAUGCCAAUGUGUCUCACGCCCUACAAUGGAUACAGACCUUUGCAGGCUCAUGUGGUAGAACGCGGUUUAUCGAGGAGAACUACAACACUGGAAGGAUUAUUAAUGGACACGAUGCCCUUGAAAAUCAGCUCCCGUGGAGCGUGGCAUUGGUUGAUACGGCAACAAAUCUACUCUGCAGCGCUACGAUCAUCAGCGAUUCGUGGCUUUUAACAGCUCGUCACUGCAUUGAAGACCUGACACCCCGUCUUCGAGACAAGUUGAAAUUCUUGCCUGGGAGCUUGAAGUUAACAGACAAAAGCAGGAUGGUCCGUGUGAUCAAAGAAAGCUACAUACAUGAAAGUGCAGAUCUUUCCCUGGUAAAGGUGGAUCCUAUGCCGUUUGGCGAUGCUGUCAAAGCUGCGUGUCUGCCUGCUGAGGAUGAUGUCACUGAACCAGGGUUGGAGGGCGUGGUCUCUGGGUGGGGGAAGACAUCACUUGAGAGUGAAGGUGGUCCGUCCAACAACCUGCUGUACCUGAUGGUGUCCAUGCUGAACGACACCCAGUGUCGGCGCGUGUGGCCGCAAGUGAAGGACAACCAGGUGUGCUUCCAGGCGAAGAACACCUCCUCCGAGACUGCUUCUGGGGACAGCGGCAGCGGACUCGUCGCCAAGCUCAGAGAGACCAACGUACUGAUGGCGACGUACUCGGGAGGACACCCCGGCUCGAAUAUCCCCGGCGUGUAUCUGAGCAUCAAAUCCUUCGUUCCUUGGAUAAAGGAACACAUGGGAUGGGAGUUGGUGUGAAUGUGAUGGCAGUAUGCACCCCGACGUGCACGUGCGACGUGAUAUAAUCAAGGAGGGACAGAGAUAUACAAUCAGCAUGGGUUGCUGAUGACCUAUUCUACCCCGGGUCCGUUUUAUAACAAAUAUAGAACAAUGUUUCCGGCAGACAGAGGAAAAUCUAGAGAGAUUAAAAUCGUUAGGACUUGUCUGAGAGUUUCUUUUACAACUGCAUGUUUUGAGUCGCUUUUUGCCUGCUGUUUUACAUAAUUAUUCCAAAGAACGCCGGUCUUACACGUUAAGAGUGCCUGUAAAAGUUGAAUACAUUUCUAAACACAUAUAUAUUAUCAUAGAGCUUUCUGUAAACUAUAAAAAUACAUGUAUUUGUUGAUUCACCGUCUUUGUGAAAUCACUCUCUUUAUCAUCUUCCCGAGGCAAGAGAGUUAACUGACUAUAAAAGUCGAUUUUCCACCCUUGCCGAAUGAGUCAUGAAUUUCUGAAUUAUAGUUUGGCUGGCUUAACGAGUCUAUGCAUAGUCUAGUUCGUAAACAACGCCGUUCAGAUUUCGGUCUAAUGAAGGAUUUGCAAUGCAUGUGUACCGCAAACUGGACGUCAACAGAUAUUUUCCUAAUAUUUUCAAGUUUAUAAUGAACGUGAGUUGAUGCACUUAGCUAGGUAAGAUCCGUUUCAUUAGAAAUAUAGAUCUUAGUUAUCGAUCAGAUCGUCUUGACUGGGCGCCGCCCUUUUUGUUUGAAGCAAAUGCAAGUGAUAUGAGGGGUGUAAUCUGAUUGGUCAACAGGAGGGACAUAGAAGGGACAUAACUCGCAAUAGCCACUGGUGGUGCCACGGUCAAGCCGCGAAAUUCCAACACCGUUCGGCAAGGGUGUAAAGCGGACGUUAACGCCCUUACCUCAGGAAGAUGUGUUCAUGUUGAUUCACGGCUUAUGUUGAUUGGCGGUCUAUGUUGAAUCACUGUCUAUGGUAUAUCCCUGUUACUAACGAUUCUUGAUACUAUUGGAUUUAUAUUACAUUGAUGCCCAGUAUAUAGCUGCUCGUUAUACCACAAAUAGUUUCAUGUUUUUGAAAUAAAUAUGAAAUGAUUUUACUAGCA